CCAGUGCCGCCGCCACCGCCGCGACCGCUCGCCGAACCGGCGGGAGAACCGAGCGCCGUAGCGAAGCCGACUCGUCUGGCCGCGGCGGCGCGGGGGGCGGCCGGAGCGCGCUCCCCUGCCGGGAAGAGGCGCCCGGGGGUGGCGGCCGGGGUGCAGGUCGGGCUGCAGACGGUGGCGCUUGUUUGUGCGGGGCGGGGGGGCGGCUUCACCCUCUGCCCCCGCCCGCCCUGCCGGGCUGCGGAGCCCGGCCGUCCCCAGGCCCAGCCGGAGCGGCGCGAGGUUGGCGAAAGGGUCGGAAAGAGGAGGAAAAGCGGCCGCUCCCCGCCGCCGCCUUCCCCUCCCCCUCCGCCUCGCCCCCCCGCCCGGAAAGUCAGGGCGGCUCCGGGCGCCGGGGGGGAGGAGAGCGGCGGGCUGGGCCGGAGCCGCCGCCGCGCGCCCCCGCCCGCCGGCCCGCGGCGACCAGGCCGGGGGGCUGUUUGCAAACUGCGCCCAUUUUGUGGGGCCGAAUCCGCCCGGGCUACGCUCCUCCAUCACGUGUUUGUUCUCAGGGGAGGCAGUGAGGGGCCGUGGAGCUGGCCUCAGCACCAGGAGAGGCUGGACUUCCUGUCUCUCUGUGCUGAAUGGCUGCGAUGGCGCCCGCUCUCACUGACGCAGCAGCUGAAGCACACCACAUCCGGUUCAAACUGGCUCCCCCAUCCUCCACCUUGUCUCCAGGCAGUGCCGAAAAUAACGGCAACGCCAACAUCCUCAUUGCUGCCAACGGAACCAAAAGAAAAGCCAUUACUGCAGAAGAUCCCAGUCUAGACUUCCGAAAUAAUCCUACCAAGGAAGACUUGGGAAAGCUGCAACCACUGGUGGCAUCUUACCUCUGCUCUGAUGUAACAUCUGUUCCUUCGAAGGAAUCUUUGAAAUUACAAGGGGUCUUUAGCAAGCAGACAGUCCUUAAAUCUCAUCCUCUCUUAUCGCAGUCCUAUGAACUCCGAGCUGAGCUGUUGGGGAGGCAGCCAGUUUUGGAGUUUUCCUUAGAAAAUCUUAGAACCAUGAAUACAAGUGGUCAGACAACUCUGCCACAAGCUCCUGUAAAUGGAUUGGCUAAGAAAUUGACUAAAAGUUCAACACAUUCUGAUCAUGACAAUUCCACUUCCCUCAAUGGGGGAAAACGGGCUCUCACUUCAUCUGCUCUGCAGGGAGGUGAAGUGGGGGUAUGUGACUCUGGGGACUUAAAAGGGGGUAUGACCAAUUGCACUCUUCCACACAGAAGCCUUGAUGUAGAACACACAACUCUAUAUAGCAAUAAUAGCACUGCAAACAAAUCUUCUGUCAAUUCCAUGGAACAGCCCGCACUUCAAGGAAGCAGCAGGUUAUCACCUGUUACAGACUCCAGCUCUAACUUGGGAGGUAUCAAGUUAGAGGGCAAAAAGUCUCCCCAGUCUUCCAUUCUUUUCAGUGCUUUAGAUUCUGAUACAAGGAUCACAGCUUUACUGAGGCGACAGGCUGAUAUUGAGAUCCGUGCCCGCAGGUUACAGAAGCGCUUACAGGUUGUACAAGCCAAGCAAGUGGAGAGGCAUUUACAGCAUCAAUUGGGUGGAUUUUUGGAGAAGACUUUGAGUAAACUGCCAAAUUUGGAAUCCUUGAGGUCCCGGAGCCAGUUGAUGCUGACCCGAAAGGCUGAAGCUGCCUUGAGAAAGGCUGCCAAUGAGACCACCACUUCAGAAGGACUUAGCAACUUCUUGAAAAGCAAUUCAAUUUCAGAAGAGUUGGAGAGAUUUACAGCUAGUGGCAUAGCCAAUUUGAGGUGCAGUGAACAAGCAUUUGAUUCAGACGUCACUGACAGUAGUUCAGGCGGGGAGUCUGAUAUUGAAGAGGAAGAACUGACCAGAGCUGAUCCUGAGCAGUGCCAUGUACCCCUGAGACGCAGGUCAGAAUGGAGAUGGGCUGCAGACCGAGCAGCUAUUGUCAGCCGCUGGAACUGGCUUCAGGCCCAUGUUUCGGACUUGGAAUAUCGAAUUCGUCAGCAAACAGAUAUUUACAAACAGAUACGUGCUAAUAAGGGGUUGAUAGUUCUUGGAGAGGCAUCUCCUCCAGAACAUACAACAGACUUACUUCUUCCACUUAGUUCUGAGGUAAAGACAGAUCAUGGGACUGAUAAACUGAUUGAGACUGUUUCUCAGCCAUUAGAAAGCCAUGGUGCCCCUAUUGGACAUAUUUCAGAGACAUUGUCUACCAAAUCAUGUGGAGCACUGAGACCUGUCAAUGGGGUGGUUAACACUCUUCAGCCUGUCCUGGCAGACCAUGUUUCAUGUGACAGCUCUGAUGCUGAGGAACAAUUACAUAAAAAACAACGACUAAAUCUAGUUUCUUCAUCAUCCGAUGGCACCUGUAUGGCAGCCCGAACUCGUCCUGUACUGAGCUGUAAGAAAAGGAGACUUGUUAGGCCCAACAGCAUUGUUCCUCUUUCCAGAAAGGCUCACCGGAAUAGCACAGUCCGCACUGGCUGUGAUGUGAAUCCCUUCUGUGCACUGUGUGGUUCUGGCAGUGUCAGCACCAUGCCUCCUGAAGUCCACUAUGAAGCCCCUCUGUUGGAACGUCUUUCCCAGCUGGACUCUUGUGUUCACCCUGUGCUAGCAUUUCCAGAUGAUGUUCCCACAGGUUUGCACUUCCAGAGCAUGCUGAAAACUCAGUGGCAGAACAAACCUUUUGACAAGAUUAGACCUCCCAAGAAGUUUUCACUUAAGCACAGAGCACCCAUGCCAGGCAGUCUGCCAGAUCCAACUCGUAAAGACAGGCACAAGUUGGUCAGCUCCUUCCUAACAACAGCCAAGCUGUCCCAUCACCAAACCCGGCUUGACAGGACCCACAGGCAGCACUUAGACGAUGUGGGGGCCGUGCCCAUGGUAGAGCGAGUGACAGCGCCAAAAGCAGAGCGCUUGCUCAAUCCACCACCACCUGUGCAUGACCCAAACCACAGCAAAAUGAGAUUGCGAGACCAUUCAUCUGAGAGAAGUGAAGUGUUGAAGCAUCACACGGACACAAGCAAUUCAGGCUACUUGGCAGCCACCCACCAUUCACCACAUAGUCCCUUGGUGCGACAACUUUCCACCUCAUCAGACACGUCUACACCUACCAGCUCUAGUUCACAGGCUACAGCCAGCACAUCUCAGCCAGUAAGGAGGAGAAGGGGAGAGAGCUCAUUUGAUAUUAACAACAUCGUCAUCCCCAUGUCUGUUGCUGCAACAACUCGUGUAGAGAAACUACAAUAUAAGGAAAUUCUUACUCCCAGCUGGCGGGAAGUUGAUCUUCAGUCUCUGAAGGGGAAUCCUGAUGAGGAGAAUGAGGAGAUUGAAGACCUGUCUGAUGCCGCCUUUGCCGCUCUGCAUGCCAAAUGUGAGGAGAUGGAGAGGGCACGAUGGUUGUGGACCACGAGUGUGCCACCCCAGCGGCGGGGCAGCAGGUCUUACAGGUCAUCAGACGGCCGGACCACCCCCCAGCUGGGCAGUGCCAACCCCUCCACCCCACAGCCCGCCUCCCCUGAUGUCAGUAGUGGCCACUCUCUAUCAGAAUUCUCCCAUGGUCAGUCCCCUAGGAGCCCCAUUAGCCCAGAACUGCACUCAGCACCCCUCACCCCUGUAGCUCGGGACACUUUGAGACACUUAACCAGCGAAGACACCCGUUGUUCCACACCAGAACUGGGGCUGGAUGAACAGUCUGUCCAGCCAUGGGAGCGGCGGACCUUCCCCCUGGCAUACAGUCCCCAGGCAGAAUGUGAGGACCAGCUCGAUGCACAAGAACGGGCAGCCCGUUGCACUCGGCGCACCUCAGGCAGCAAGACUGGCCGGGAGAUGGAGGUGGCACCCACCUCGCCUCCCACUGUCCCCCUCAAGAGUCGGCAUCUAGCAACGACAGUCACAGCCCAGCGCCCAACUCACAGAUGAGCGGGAGAGGAGAAUCUAAACAGACUCACUACUAUUGGCAUUAAAGCUUCAGAAUCUCUGCGUUUGAUAUUCAAACAUCAUAUGCUGGAAAUUUUCACAGUUUUUAGUGAACUUAAGGAACUUAGACCCUCCUUUGUUGUUGUUUUUUUUUUUUGUUUUGUUUUUCUUGUUUUGAUUUUUGCUUUGUUUGUUUUCAUGUUAUCACACACCUGAGCACUUCCUCCAGUUGGCAGAAGUUCAGGAUAAGACCCUGUAGGCCUGGUCCUGGCGCAUCCUCUGCACUGUUGAAUCACUGGACUUCCCAAUGUUAGAUGAUUAUCCUCCCUCGAAUCUGUGGGUGGGGUGGACCAGCCAAACAGGCAGCAGUGGAAAGCUCCAGUUGAGCAAAAGCCUUCUUAGGAUAGGACAGGAUGGAGCAAGGUGCUUGGGGCUCCUACCCCUCCCCUGCCAUCCAUGGCUUUGGCUCAGCUCUGGCUGGGUCCUCCAUGGUCUUCUGUAUGGAAGCCACCCACAGGACCUCUUUGCCAUAAUUGCCAGCUGUCCUUACAGAGCUCUGAGCUGGCAGAAAGGCUUCCCCGUGUCACCUAGACCUUGAAACAUUUUAACUUUCAUCUACAUUUGGUCAUCUGUCUUGACUCACUGCAGUAACCUGCGGCUGCUCAGGUUCCCCCAUCCUGCUCCCUCCUUUCCCUCCCUUAUUGCUCCCCCCAUGCCAUAUGUGUGUGUGUAUGCACAUGCUUGCACACAUACACAGAGUCCACUUGGAAUGUAGUUUAGCACCUAUUCUGACCUAUGAAGGUACGGUUAGGACUGCUUAACUGCUCCCAACUCCCAUCACAUGGGGGUUAGGGGAGUGAGCGCCAUCUCUCCUGGAUCAUUUUGUUUUCACUGACUGGUUCACUCGGCUGUUUCCUACACCUCCUGUUCCCAGUGUCAGACUUUCCCCUUCCCACUCCUCUUGCCUGUGAAACACUGUCUGGUCCUAGCUGUGGUUCCCAUCACUCCCCAUCACCCUCCCGUGUAAACCUUGUGCCUGUCUCAUGUAUAAUCUCAUCACCAAAAAGGGGGAGGGGGGGAAGGACUUUUUUUUUCCUGCCAUUUUGUAAUCGUAUAAAAAUAGUAGACAAAACUGCUUAAUGGUUGGGGUUUUUCCACAAUUUUCAACGUUAGUGAUUUUUUUUUUUGGGUUCUGUUGUAAGUUUAAAGGUUUGUCAUUGUUUCUUUAAACAAUAAUAAUGCACCAUAUCCCUAUGCAUAAAGUGCUUCUUCUAUUUAUAAGGUUGAAAAUUCUGAAUAACCCUUUUAGCAUUGUAAAAAAAAAUUUAAAAGACCUUGUAUUUUGUAAAUAUUUUCUUUUCCUGCUUUGAGCUGUGUAAUGGCAGCGAAACAUGUAGCUGUCUUUGUUCUAUAGAAAUGCUUUUCUUCAGAGAAGCUGAUCUUUGUUAAUGUCUUGAUUCUGUUCGCAAAGCACAGACUAGUGCUUUAAAAAAAAAAAAAGGAAGGAAAAAAUGAAAAAAAUAAUAAUAAAAAAAGUUACAGA
Messenger RNA from Perognathus longimembris pacificus (Pacific pocket mouse), 5472 nucleotides. RefSeq names its product KAT8 regulatory NSL complex subunit 1 (gene Kansl1). The record is from RefSeq and is a predicted model, not a curated record. Bases 621 to 3932 code for a protein of 1103 amino acids. NCBI's taxonomy places the organism in Eukaryota, Metazoa, Chordata, Mammalia, Rodentia, Heteromyidae. Gene Ontology annotation, molecular function: histone acetyltransferase binding. Gene Ontology annotation, cellular component: NSL complex. The transcript is spliced from 15 exons.